CCACCUAUUCACCAUCGCGAAGGCGCACCCGUCGGCCGUCGGUUGUCGAUUCUCCUGGAGGUUUUGUGCUUCGUCCUUACGGUUGUGAAAUUUCUGAACUCCAUUUGUUUCUAAGGCAUCCGACAUCUCUUCUUGGGUCAAGGAUAGAGGAGAAGCAUACUUUGAUGGAGAAAGUGGUAGUCAUGGUUUCUGGGGUUGUUAGUGAAGAAAGUUUUCUCGUGUGUUGUAUGUUUGAGGAGGCGGUGUCUCUUGCUUCUUCUAUCUUGAGGCAUAUUUGUAAUUCAGAUGCACCAAUAGAUGAAAUUCAACUGGAGGAUAUGAUGGAGUCUUCUGGUAUGAUACUGGUUCAGUCCUUGAAGGAAUUGGGGAGGACACCUGAAAUGCUGAAUGAACUUAAAUUUCUGUUCGGUUCUGUGACUGCUAUACCCGUUCAAGUUGUACUUACCGGGGCCUGCUUCCAGAUAUCAGAAAGUUCUUGUUCUGGUCUUCAGGAAUUCCUUUCAGAGUUCUUGAGUAAUUGGCGAUACGUGGAUGGCCAGGCUGGACAAUUUGGGGAUCAUUAUGAAAGAUAUGAUGGACAUUCUGUACUGGGAGUGGACAAGUACCUGGAAGUUGUGGAGGUCUACACCAUAACACUUCUUGGGAUGGUUUUAAAUGAAAAAGAUGUUGCUAUAUCCUGGUUGGAGAAAGCUGAAUUGCCUGAGGAAAAACGACAAGAACUUUUGAGAAGAUUAUGCUCCUUGUAUUCUCCAUCAGCCACCAAAUCAUCACGAGCUGUGGACUCACUUUCGUUAUCAGAAGUAAAUAAGGCUCAUGCUGCUUUUGUCAAAGAGAGAAGUAUAUCUGAAGUUGAUGAAUCUUUGAGAUCUUCAAAAGCUGGAUAUUCAUCUGAUGGGAUGAUUGGAAGAAAACAGGGCCAGGCCAUUCUAAAACUUUCAGAACGGAUGCACCAAUGCUUCUGGUGGUCCCGUACUGUCAACCUGAAGUUUGGGAAUGCUCGGUUGGUCUUAACUCAUGGAAAGAUUGUGCUUUGGAGCUCAUUAAUUGUUGUUAUUUAUUAUGUUCUUCGGCAGAAACGGGUUACUUUGAGGCGGAUUGCUAGCAGGAAAGUUUCAUCUGUGAAAAAAGCGCUGGUAGAUAUGUGGCAACUGGCAUUUUCUGUCCAGGUGAAUCCUCUGGCAGCCGUCCAACCUCUCCCUGUUGCAGCACGUGGAAGCAGGUGAUGAGCCAUGUCAUAUGAUGUUUCUUAGUUUUAAAACUGUCCAAAACCUGGAAAAAAGGUGAAAGAAUCAGAAAUUCCAUAUCUGUCCUCCACUGCCC
This is a messenger RNA of Telopea speciosissima, 1320 nucleotides long. RefSeq names its product protein APEM9. Bases 165 to 1223 code for a protein of 352 amino acids. Lineage: Eukaryota; Viridiplantae; Streptophyta; Magnoliopsida; Proteales; Proteaceae. The transcript has 8 exons. Gene Ontology annotation, biological process: peroxisomal membrane transport. The record is from RefSeq and is a predicted model, not a curated record.